This is a messenger RNA of Ipomoea triloba (trilobed morning glory), 2762 nucleotides long. Its product is annotated as G-type lectin S-receptor-like serine/threonine-protein kinase At4g27290. Gene Ontology annotation, molecular function: ATP binding; protein serine/threonine kinase activity. The transcript has 6 exons. The coding region runs from base 18 to 2522 and encodes 834 amino acids. Gene Ontology annotation, biological process: protein phosphorylation; recognition of pollen. Lineage: Eukaryota; Viridiplantae; Streptophyta; Magnoliopsida; Solanales; Convolvulaceae. The record is from RefSeq and is a predicted model, not a curated record.
AUUAAAGAUUAUAAUCCAUGGAAAGUGUUUCUCUCCUCCUCCUCCUACUAUCCUGGCUUCUGUUAUUAGCAGUUUCCAAUAAUCCAAACAGUUCCCAUGCAACCCACGACAUCAUUAACUCCACUCAAAUCCUUAAAGAUGGAGACACCAUCAGUUCCUCCGGCGGACGUUUCGAACUCGGAUUUUUCAAACUCGGGAGUCCCUUCAAACAAUAUCUUGGCAUACGCUACAAACAGAUCCCUGCUAAGACCGUAGUAUGGGUUGCCAACAGAAAUGUUCCAAUCAUCGCUAAUGCAUCGCAGGUUGUCUUGAAAGUCGCUAAACCAGGCCUGCUUCUUGUUCUUAAUAUUAACAAUGCCGCCAUUUUAUGGUCUACUAACACGUCGAGAGCAGUGCAGAAUCCCGUGGCUCAGUUAUUGGAUUCUGGAAACCUUGUGGUGAGAGAUGCGGCGGACGAAAACCCAGAUAAUUUCCUGUGGCAGAGCUUCGAUUAUCCGGCGCAGACGUACUUGCCGGGCGUGAGGAUGGGUAAGAAUUUGGUUACCGGGAAAGAGGUGUACAUGACGGCGUGGAGGAGCGACGACGAUCCUUCGUCGGGAGAAAUCACGAUGCACUGUGAUCCCUCCGGGUAUCCACAGACCGUCAUCAGAAAUGGUUCCACCGUGAUUUACCGGACGGGGCCGUGGAACGGGCUCCGGUGGAGCGGAAUUCCGUUUUUAUCAAGAAAUCCCAUCUACACAUACGAUUUAGUCAUGGAUCAGGACGGAAUGUGGAUUGCAUAUCAGCUUCUAAAAAACUCAGUUUACAUCCAUUUAACCUUGACGCCUGCAGGUGUUUUACAGAGGGAGAUGUGGGUGGAACAGGGAGGAAAAUGGUAUCCUCGGCCUGGGCCAAUGAUUGAAACAUUAGUAGUGCCAUUAGAUGUUUGUGAUUCCUAUGGAAUAUGCGGUCCAAACGGACUGUGCAACAUUGAUGACUCUGCAACUUGCACUUGUUUGGACAAGUUUUUGGCUAAAUACGAAGGGCCGUGGGACAUGGGUAACUGGUCGGAAGGGUGUGUUCGAAGAACGGCGUUGAACUGUAGUGAAGGAACAGACGUGUUUGUUGAGUAUUCUGGGAUUAAGUUGCCGGAUACGAGAAACUCGUGGUUUAAUAGGACGAUGACACUUGGAGAAUGUGAGCAAGUUUGCCGGAGGAAUUGUUCUUGCACGGCAUAUUCAGUUGUGGAUAUUAGCAGUGAUCCAGGAAGUGGGUGUUUGCUUUGGUUUGGAGAUUUGAUGGAUACCAGAUCUCUUUCUCAGAAAGGGCAGAGCAUAUUCAUCCGGAUGGCUGCUUCUGAGUUGGCAGUUUUUUAUGGAGUCUCAUCAAACUCAAAGGUAAAGAGAAGAAACAUCCUUAUAGGGAGCUUAUCAUUAGCGUUUGGACUUACUUUGCUAGCACUAGGCUUGGGUUUUUAUAUGUGGAAAAUGAAGAGGAAGGAAAAGGAGGAGAUGAAAUCAAAACAAGAUUUUGAGUUGCCACUCUUUAACUUAUCUACUAUCACAAGGGGUACAAAUAAUUUCUCAUCCAACAACAAGAUCGGAGAAGGUGGAUUUGGACUUGUCUACAAGGGUGUGCUAGAAGAUGGAAUGGAAAUAGCAGUGAAACGACUCUCGAAGACUUCUAUGCAAGGGCUUGAGGAGUUCAAGAAUGAAAUUAUCUAUAUUGCAAAGCUUCAACAUCGAAAUUUUGUAAAGCUUUUAGGUUGUUGCAUUCAAGGGGAAGAAAUGAUGCUAGUCUACGAAUACAUGACCAACAAAAGUCUUGAUGCAUUUAUAUUUGAUUCAAUAAAGAGUAAAUUACUUGAUUGGCCUAUGCGCUUCAACAUUAUCAAUGGCAUUGCUCGUGGGCUGUUAUACCUUCACCAAGAUUCUCAACUAAGGAUUAUUCAUAGAGAUCUCAAAGCCAGUAAUGUGUUGCUUGAUAUGGAUAUGAAUCCAAAGAUAUCAGACUUCGGCUUAGCUAGGAGUGUAAGUGGGAAUGAGAUUGAGGCAAACACAAGACAUGUUGUUGGAACACUUGGCUAUAUGUCUCCAGAAUAUACAAUAGAUGGACUUUUCUCAAUUAAAUCAGAUGUGUUUAGUUUUGGAGUUCUUGUGCUUGAGAUUAUUAGUGGUAAGAGAAAUCGAGGAUUUUCCCAUCCAGAUCACCACCUUAAUCUUCUUGGCCACGCAUGGAUGCUUUAUAAGAAAGAGAAAUCAGUAGAGUUACUGGAUCAACAUUUAGCUGAUUCUUGCGACGCACCGCAAAUUAUACGAUCAAUUCACAUAGGUUUGUUAUGUGUGCAACAAUGUACUGAAGAUAGACCAAAUAUGUCUUCUGUCCUGAUGAUGUUGACCAAUGAAAAUUUGUUAUUAUCUGAAGCUAAAGAACCUGGUUUUUUCACUAAAAGAAAGAUGGCAACUUCAGAAUAUUCUUCUUCCAGCACUCGAGGAGAUAUUUCAAUAAAUGAAGUCUCAUUUUCACUCAUAGAUCCCCGAUGAGCUGGAAUCAAACCUAUUGAGAGCGCCGCCUUUAUUAAGGAGUUAUGCACAAUAACUAUGAAGGAGUCAUUGCACUUAUUAAGGAGAGCGUUACAGUUAUUAUAAAGCCUAUUUUACUUAUUAUGCCAGAUUUAUUAGCCACUGGCCAAUAUAAAUACUGAGCCCUUGUGAUUGGCAAAGAACACACUCAAAUCUUAUAGUAAGAACUAUCAAAAAUACAAUUGCUUACUCCUUGCUUAC